AUGCUUGAGGAUUUUCAAAUGUACCACCCGAAGGCAGUUAGGAAGCAGCGAAGGCCUCUAACUAAGUGGCAAAAUCCUCCAAGUGGUCGUUUGAAAAUCAAUGUUGAUGGGGCUUUUAGAGCUGAGGAGGGGAGUGGAGGUAUUGGGGUAGUGGUCAGGAAUGAUGCUGGUAUGGGUAUUGCUGCUUUGGCCAGAACUUUUCUACAUGCACACUCGGUUCUUAAUAUGGAAGGAGAGGCGUGUAGGGCUGGCUUACUUCUUGGUAUUCACCAAGGUUGGACUGACAUAGAUAUUGAAAGCGACUCUGCCAUCAUGAUUUCUGCUCUCAAUAGUCGAGAGAAGAAUUUCUCUGAGGUAAGUCGAGUUUUAGAUGAUUGUAGGGAGUAUAUUACUGCUUUUCAAUCCGUUAGAAUUCGUCAUAUUUACCUUGAAGCAAAUGGUGUAGCGGAUAGACUUGCUCACCUUGCUAGUAGUGGUUUUAUUGAUGAUGUAUGGUUUGAUGAGACACCUGCAAUUAUUCAGGAUGUUCUCUAUGAGGAUUAUUGCAACUGUUCUACUGUAGCUCAGGGUUCAGGUUUUAUGUCCCCCCCGAUGCAAAAUUCUACUAUUAAUUUAAUAAAUAGAACCGGAUGUGGGGCUGAGCCUCCCAGCUAG
Messenger RNA from Rosa chinensis, 654 nucleotides. RefSeq lists its product as uncharacterized. Gene Ontology annotation, molecular function: nucleic acid binding; RNA-DNA hybrid ribonuclease activity. The transcript has a single exon. The coding region runs from base 1 to 654 and encodes 217 amino acids. NCBI's taxonomy places the organism in Eukaryota, Viridiplantae, Streptophyta, Magnoliopsida, Rosales, Rosaceae. The record is from RefSeq and is a predicted model, not a curated record.